Molecule: messenger RNA, 3102 nt
Organism: Purpureocillium lilacinum
Lineage: Eukaryota; Fungi; Ascomycota; Sordariomycetes; Hypocreales; Ophiocordycipitaceae
Product: FACT complex subunit spt16
Biological process (GO): transcription elongation by RNA polymerase II
Cellular component (GO): FACT complex
Molecular function (GO): nucleosome binding
Source: RefSeq, a predicted model, not a curated record
AUGGCCGAGAUCAAGAUCGACAGCAAGCUCUUCCAGGAGCGCAUCUCGCACUUCGCGACCGCCUGGAAGAAUGACCUGCGCUCCAAGGAGAGCUUGUUCGGGGGAGCUACCUCCCUGGUCAUCAUGAUGGGCAAGGUCGAGGACAUGCCCGAGUUUCACAAGAACAACGCCAUGCACUUUUGGCUUCUCGGAUACGAGUUUCCGACCACGAUGAUGCUCUUCACGACCGACACCCUGUACAUCCUCACGACUGCAAAGAAGGCAAAGCAUCUCGACCAGCUCAAGGGCGGCCGGUUUCCGAUCGAGGUCCUCGUUAGAGGCAAGGACGCUGCCGAGAAUGAGAAGCUUUUUGUCAGCAUCGCGGACAAAAUCAAGGCAGCAGGAGACAAGGUCGGGGUGCUUCCCAAGGACACGUCCAGGGGCCCCUUCGUCGACGAAUGGAAGAAAGUCUUCUCCGAGCAGUGCAAGGACGUGACCGAGGUCGACGUCACCACAGCGCUGUCAACAUAUGCGUUCGCGGUCAAGGACGAAAACGAAUUGCGAGCUAUGCGUACGGCGUCGAAAGCUUGCGUCGCCCUCAUGACCCCCUACUUCCUCGACGAAAUGAGCAACAUUCUCGACGCCGAGAAGAAGGUGACGCACUCGGCAUUGGCGGAGAAGGUGGACAAGAAGCUCGACGACAACAAAUUUUGGCAAACGGUCCAGCUUCCCAGCAAGGGCAAGCUCCCCAACGAUUUCGACGCUGGCCAGCUCGAUUGGAUUCUUGGACCGGCUAUCCAGAGUGGUGGUAAAUACGACCUGCGAUUCGGGGCGGAGCCAAACAACGAUAACCUGCACGCCGGCAUCAUCAUCGCUGGCUUGGGGCUCCGUUACAAGUCGUAUUGCUCCACCAUUGCACGGACUUACCUCGUUGAUCCGAACAAGAGUCAGGAGAGCAACUACAAGCUCUUGUACAUGAUUCACAACACCAUCAUCAAGGAGAUAAGAGACGGAAUGGCGGCCAAGGAUGUUUACGCCAAGGCUUUGAGCAUCAUCCGGAGCAAGAAGCCCGACAUGGAAAAGCACUUGCUCAAGAACGUGGGAUGGGGCAUUGGUCUCGAGAACAGGGACCCCACGCUCGUCCUGAACGCCAAAAACCCUCGCACGCUCAAGGACGGAAUGACUCUCAUCAUCCAAACCGGCUUUCAGGACAUCGAGAACCCGCAGCCGCAAGACAAGAGCAGCAAGAACUACUCGCUCGUGCUCACCGAUACUGUUCGUGUAACCACGAGCGAGCCCGUCGUCUUCACUGCCGAAGCGCCGACCAGCGCCGACGCAAACUCGUUCUUCUUCAAGGAUGAUGAGGAGGCAGAGCCGACCCCAAAGAAGGAGAAGAAGGACUCCCGAGUCGGUGCCGUGGCGACUAAGAACAUCACGAGCACGAGGCUGCGAUCGGAGCGCACUACCCAGGUCGAUGAAGAUGCCGAAUCAAAGCGACGAGAGCAUCAAAAGGAGCUGGCUGCCAAGAAGCAGAAGGAGGGCCUUGCCAGGUUCGCCGAGUCUACGAGCGGACAGAACGGUGGAGAGGUGAAGAAGUUCAAGCGCUUCGAGUCGUACAAACGAGACGACCAGUUCCCCCUCAAGAUCAGGAACCUGGAAAUCGUCGUGGACUCGAAGAACUCCACGGUCGUCCUGCCCAUCAUGGGCAGACCCGUUCCCUUCCACAUCAACACAAUCAAAAAUGCCAGCAAGAGCGACGAAGGCGACUUUGCUUUCUUGCGCAUCAACUUCCUCUCCCCUGGCCAAGGCGUUGGAAGAAAGGACGACCAGCCCUUCGAGGACGCGUCUGCACACUUUGUCCGCAGUUUGACCUUCCGGUCCGCAGAUGGCGACAGGUACAGCGAAAUCGCAACGCAGAUCUCCAACAUCAAGCGAGAUGCUGUCAAGAAGGAGCAAGAGAAGAAGGACAUGGAGGACGUUGUCGAACAGGAUAAGCUCAUGGAAAUUCGGAACCGUCGCCCUGCCGUCCUGGACAAUGUCUACAUUCGGCCUGCCAUGGAAGGCAAGCGAGUUCCUGGCAAAGUCGAGAUCCACCAGAACGGUAUUCGUUAUCAGUCGCCGCUUAAUGCGCAGCACCGUGUCGACGUACUGUUCUCCAACAUCAAACACCUGUUCUUCCAGCCUUGCCAACAUGAGUUGAUUGUCAUCAUCCAUAUCCACCUGAAAGACCCCAUUCUUGUCGGCAACAAAAAGAAGACCAAGGACGUCCAGUUUUAUCGCGAGGCAACAGAUAUUCAGUUCGACGAGACUGGCAACCGCAAGCGCAAAUAUCGCUAUGGCGAUGAGGAUGAGUUUGAAGCCGAGCAAGAGGAACGCCGGCGCAGGACCGAGCUCGAUCGGCUGUUCCAAGGCUUCGCGCAAAAGAUUGCCGAAGCUGGCCGCAACGAGGGCAUCGAGGUGGACAUGCCUAUCCGCGACUUGGGCUUCCACGGUGUGCCGUUCCGCAGCAAUGUUUUCGUUCAGCCGACGACCGACUGCCUGAUUCAAGUUGUCGAACCACCUUUCAUGGUCAUCACUAUUGAGGACAUCGAAGUUGCUCAUCUCGAGCGUGUUCAAUUCGGUCUGAAGAACUUCGAUAUGGUCUUCGUCUUCAAGGACUUUACGAGAGCACCGUACCACAUCAAUACCAUCCCUGUGGAGUUCCUCGACCAGGUCAAGGACUUCCUCGACUCGUCCGACAUUGCCUACACUGAGGGUCCUCUCAACCUCAACUGGCCCACCAUCAUGAAGACCGUCACUGCGGACACCCACCAGUUCUUUGUCGACGGUGGCUGGUCCUUCCUGCAGGCCGACUCUGAUGACGAGGACGGCGGCGAGGAAGAGGAAGAGGAGUCUGCGUUCGAGAUGGACGACGACGAGCUCGACGAGGCGAGUGAGUCGAGCGAGGAGGGUUCAGACUUUGGCAGCAACGUCAGCGACGAGGACGACGACGAUGACGCGGAGCUGGACAGCGACGAGGAAGGCGAGGACUGGGACGAACUCGAGAAGAAGGCGAAGAAGCGGGACCGCGAGAGCGGCCAUGACGAGGAAGACCGCGGCGGCAAGAAGAAGCGCAAGCGAUGA